AUGUCUCCUUCCUUCAGACUUCAGUGUCGCUUCAUCCUGAUCUUCCUGGUGGCUCUAAGAGGGGAGAGCCGAUACCUGGAGCUGCGGGAAGCCGGGGACCAGGACCCUUUCCGGCUCCUCAGCGCCAACCCGAAGCGGGAGCUGGCGGGGGAACAGCUCUACCGCCGCGCGCUGCGAGCUGGCGGGAGUGAUGCCCGACACCUGCAUUUUCGUUGGAAGGUAUUCGAUGGUUGGCUUCUCAAGGGGGAGAAGUUCCCCAGUUCCCAGGACCAUCCUCUCCCCACGACUGAGCGGUACAUAGACUUCUGUGAGACUGGUCUUAGCAAGAGCAUCAGAUCCUCCCAGAACGUGGCCAUGAUCUUCUUCCGAGUCCAUGAAGCAGGAAACGGAUUCACAUUGACCAUCCGGACAGAUCCCAACCUCCUCCCCUGCAAUGUCAUUUCCCAGACCUCGAGUGGACGAUUCACCCUGAUAGUUCCAUAUCAGCAUAGAAACUGCAGCUUCUCCAUAAUCUAUCCUGUGGUGAUCAAAAUAUCUGAUCUCUCCCUGGGACACUUAAAUGGCCUGCAGUUAAAGAAACCCUCAGCAGGUUGUGGGGGGAAAGGAGACUUUGUGGAGCUGCUGGGAGGAAAUGGAUUAGACCCUUCUAAGAUGAUGCCUUUAGCUGACCUCUGCUAUCCUUUCCAUGGCACUGCCCAAAUGAAAAUUGGCUGUGACAACACGGUGGUGCGCAUGGUUUCCAGCGGAAAACACAUAAACCGUGUGACUUUUGAGUACCGCCAGCUGGAACCAUAUGAACUGGAAAACCCAAAUGAAAACAGUAUCCAGGAAUUCUGUUUGUCUGGCCUUUGAAUAAUCAGUCCAGUGAUUUACAUGC
Molecule: messenger RNA, 877 nt
Organism: Miniopterus natalensis
Lineage: Eukaryota; Metazoa; Chordata; Mammalia; Chiroptera; Miniopteridae
Source: RefSeq, a predicted model, not a curated record